Molecule: messenger RNA, 264 nt
Organism: Protopolystoma xenopodis
Lineage: Eukaryota; Metazoa; Platyhelminthes; Monogenea; Polystomatidea; Polystomatidae
Source: the annotation of a GenBank genome assembly
UUCCUAGUCGCUGGUCUGGCUAACGGUUCUCUGCCUUAUUCUUGCUGCCAUUCCGAAUCUUCUUUACCCGACAAUAUCCUGUCUCCUGCAAACCCCGAGGCUGUAAACUUGGCACCGUUGUCCAUCGCCUCCAUCCCGAAUUCUGACUUCCCUUGGAGGCCUGAAUCAUACGCUAUUCUUUUUUAUUCCUCUCCCGUAUUUUGCCCUCGCCAUACCUCUCGACAAAACCCGUUUACUAUUCUUAAGGCCAACCCAUUGGUUUAA